AUGACAAUAGCAGAUCGAAAUCUAAGAGAUAAAAGUGCUGCAAACUAUUUAGAGACUAUCAGAGAAAAUGAAAAACCUAUUUUUGUUAUGAAAGAGGGAAGGAGUAACCAGAAGUAAUAAAAAAAUAUAUAGAGAAUAGGUUCCUAAGAAAGUAUUAUAUCAUCCUCAGGUAUAGAUAGAUUAAACUAUCAGUCAUCUGAAUCGCAAUUAGACAUAAUAGGAAAUAUCAUUAUAUCUCCACACAAGAGAAUCAUUAAUAACUAGAAGCACAUCAAUAUAGAUGAAUAAACUCAAUCCUCAACUAUUGCUUCUAGGAAUUUAGUUUAGAUCAAUGAAAACUUCUCUGAAAAAUAGUCUCAUCUUUCAAUUACUGAAGAUAAAUCAAGUUUAUCUAGAGCUUUGUAAAGAAGAGAAAAUUUAAGUCAGCUCUAUCAAGAAACAAUUCCUGAUGAGUAAUAGAUGAACAUUAAUUAGUAUAUUAAUGAUGGAAUUGCCAAUAGAAAAAGGCCAAAGAAAAGAGGACCAUUAAUUGCCUAAAAUCAAUUGUUUCCUCCACUAGACAGAUCCACAAAGAAUUAGAGUGAAACAAGACUUCUAAAACUCCCUGAUAUAAAAGGAACUAGCAGAUAAGGAAAUGUAGCAGAUGAUGUAGCAUUCAAUUUAAUGCCAAUUCAUUCUUAAAACAAUUAACAGGCAGUCAAUUAUAUUUAUCAACCUACUCCUGAGGAGAAAAAAGAGCAGGUGCGAUCAAGACUUGAGAUGCUCUACAAAGUAAGAAUUCCUAGAUAGAAAAUCCAAUAAAAGAACUGGGAAAAUCAAUCUAUUAACUCCAGUGGAAUAUAUACCAAAUAGCAGGUUUAACCUCAAAUUCCUGUCAAAAAGAAAUUAGUAUUAAACUAGCAAAACAUUGGAAUGGGAAUCAAAUAAGGAGGAAGUAAUAUUGCAAACAGUAUUAUAUAUCAACCUAAUGGCUUGUCAAAUAGCAGUGUAGGUGGCGCUUCACUUACACCUGGUAGUCUUGUGGUUGAAAAUUCUGGAUUGCCUGCUUAAAGACCUGGAUGGUGGGGAUGA
Messenger RNA from Stylonychia lemnae, 1071 nucleotides. The record is from the annotation of a GenBank genome assembly. Lineage: Eukaryota; Ciliophora; Spirotrichea; Sporadotrichida; Oxytrichidae.